AUGUAUAGCCUUGUAACAUCGAGGUGUAUUAAUGUAUUUAAACCUUCAUUUAAAUUUUGGCCAUUGUUGAACUACGAGUAUGGUAAAAAUAUCUCGUCAAAGUAUCUAUUACGUAAAGUCCACAAAUUCUCUUCGGCGGAUCCUACUCCCGCCGCGUCCUUUCGGUUAGCCAUAGUUGGAAGUGGUCCAGCUGGCUUUUACACAGCGUAUCAUAUGUUAAAAGAACACCCAUCCUCGUUGGUGGAUAUGUAUGAAGCACUGCCAAUACCUUUUGGACUGGUUCGUUAUGGAGUCGCGCCCGAUCACCCGGAAGUAAAGAACGUUCAAAAUAGAUUUGAUGAAGUUGCACGUGAUUCUCGUUUUACUUUCAUUGGCAAUGUAAAAUUUAGUAAAGAACUUCAUAUUGCUGAUUUGAAAUCACAUUACGAUGCUAUCGUUUUAUCAUAUGGCGCUAGCCAGGACAAACCACUUAAUAUUAAAAAUGAGCAUGAUUCUAUCUGUAACGUGUUUUCUGCACGCGCUUUUGUCGGCUGGUAUAACGGUCUUCCACAACACCGUGAUUUACGGCCUGAUCUUACGUACUCAGACAGUGCUAUCAUAAUCGGUCAGGGGAACGUGGCAUUAGAUAUAGCUAGGAUAUUAUUGACAGAUGUUGAUGAAUUAAGCAAAACUGAUAUUACUGAAUAUGCUUUAGAAUGUCUCAGAAAAAGUCGAAUACGUAAUGUUAUGCUUAUCGGAAGAAGAGGACCUUUACAGGUAUCUUUCACGGCCAAGGAACUUCGUGAGAUGAUGCACUUACCUAAUACUCGAUUUCUUACUGACACUGAAUUAGUGAAAACGGAGCUUUCUGCAAACGCGGAACUUAUUUCUCAAAAUCGUCCUUUGAAACGCCUAAUGCAAAUCCUAGAAAGUGGUACAUCUAACACUAUUGGUGAAAAAUCGUGGUCUCUUAAAUUUUUGAGGAGUCCAGCCGAAUUUAUCACGCGUGAUACUAGCGAUCCCUCUCGGGCAAAAUUUAUUAAAGCGGUUAAGUUUCACGUCAAUAAACUUGAGGGCCCACCGGACAAUCGGAUAGCUGUUUCCACUGGCAUUAUGGAGGAAAUAGAAACUAGUCUGGUAUUUAAGAGUGUUGGAUAUAAAAGUACACCUGUUGAAGGUGUGCCAUUUGAUGAACAAAAAGGAUUGGUGCCUAACGUUAAAGGCAAAGUAUUGGACAAAAAUGGUAAUGAGCUUCCCGGGUUUUACGUAUCUGGAUGGCUUAAACGUGGUCCACAAGGUGUUAUUUCUACGACAAUGUAUGAUGCUUUUGAAACCGCAGAAAUCAUCGUCUCAGAUAUUCAACAAAAUAAGCCGAUGCUUUCUGAUACCACUGAUAACUACCCUAAAAGGGGUGCAGAGGCAAUUAUACCAAUGCUUCAUGAGCGUGGUAUACGCACUGUGUCAUAUGAUGAUUGGAAAAAAAUAGAAGAAAAGGAAUUUGAAGUAGGAAGACAGAAACACAAGCCACGCGAAAAAUAUAGCAGGAUUGAAGAUGUUUUAGGCAUACUAGAUAAAUGA
Molecule: messenger RNA, 1557 nt
Organism: Cetraspora pellucida
Lineage: Eukaryota; Fungi; Glomeromycota; Glomeromycetes; Diversisporales; Gigasporaceae
Source: the annotation of a GenBank genome assembly